CCAAGAUCGUGGCCGACUCUGAUGCAACAACAAGCAUGACUUCGAUUGUCUUUCAGGAGCAUGUACAUGUGUCAACUAGCAGUACUGUAUGACACGGGUACGGGAGAUGCUUGUUGGGUGCUUUGCUGGGAGGCUGCUUAAAGUUUCGUCGUGGUAUUUAUAUAACUCAUGUAUGUUCUGAUGGUAACCGAUUUUUUGUGUUGAUUAACACUGCCACUAAGUUGGGCUAAUCGCCGAAAUGAUGCAUAAACGAACAUCUUGCCCAAACAAUUCCAAAUUUACGUUUAGACUAUGUGCUAUGCAGGUUCGCGCUUGCACAAUGAAUGUUUGGGCGUAUGGCCAGAAGAGCCACUCGAUCUUCCUGGUGCCUCAAGUUAGUGUGUACUCAGGUGUGGCUGAAAUGUGAGUACCUCAGUUUAAGACGAGCGGCGCGUGUGCAGAUGCAAGUCGUACGAGUGUCACGAGAAUCGCGCGCGUGGCGAAGACAGAGCGUAAUCGAGAGUCUGAGAGCGAGUGCUGACAGGAAAAUGAUCGGAGACUAUAACUUUAACGGCUACUUGUGCCCUUCGGUCAAGAUUCACGCUGAUGACAUGCUUCACUUUUGCUUGCGGGCGAGACCAUCUACUCCAGAGCAAGAAUGUCGAUAAGCGUCAUUUUGGCAACCGAGUCCUUCGAAUCAUAGUGUCGGUCUCAAGGUGCCAGUGAAAACGUGGUGUGUGUUGACACGCUUGUCAUAUCAUCGACUUGUGUGCGAUUCCCUGUUCUCCUCCCAACCAGUUUCUUCUAACAGUUUUAAGAUCGCUACCGCAUCAUAGAGCGGGUAUCUCAAGAGAUUACAUCUGUCAAACGCGUCCGUCCUCUUGUUCAGUACUAUAGCCGCAGCUGGUGGCCUCCAGAAUUUGAUUUAUUUGCCUAUUCGCCUGGCUUUUGCAGCGAUGCGUCGUCGAGGCUCAGAACAAGAUCUUUCAAGCGAAAACAUUUGAACAAAAGAGG
Messenger RNA from Suillus plorans, 993 nucleotides. RefSeq lists its product as uncharacterized. The record is from RefSeq and is a predicted model, not a curated record. Lineage: Eukaryota; Fungi; Basidiomycota; Agaricomycetes; Boletales; Suillaceae. Bases 324 to 647 code for a protein of 107 amino acids. The transcript is spliced from 6 exons.